This is a messenger RNA of Glycine soja, 1727 nucleotides long. RefSeq names its product U-box domain-containing protein 11-like. Gene Ontology annotation, cellular component: cytoplasm; nucleus. The coding region runs from base 158 to 1138 and encodes 326 amino acids. NCBI's taxonomy places the organism in Eukaryota, Viridiplantae, Streptophyta, Magnoliopsida, Fabales, Fabaceae. Gene Ontology annotation, molecular function: protein binding. The transcript has a single exon. The record is from RefSeq and is a predicted model, not a curated record.
CACGCUCCGAAGCAGUGAACCCCGCGGGAAACCGCCACGACUCAAUCUCAUCAGUCCCACCACCCUUAUAUCCUUCCCAAUUCACUCCAACGCGCUUUUCCUCUUCCUCUUUCUUCUUCACCAACUCCACCCAAAAUCCAAACACGCCCUUAGCAGAAUGGACCCUAAUCCCCGCACUAUCCGCAGCCUAGUCUCGAAGCUCAGCUCCGUCUCCGAAGCCGCCCGCAUCGACGCCCUCUCCCAGCUCCGCCUCAUGUCAAAACAAUCCCCCGAAACGCGCCCCAUCAUCGCCCAAGCAGGCGCAAUCCCCUACAUCGCAGAAACCCUCUAUUCCUCUUCUCACCCCUCCCAAGAAGACGCCGCUGCCACACUCCUCAACCUCUCCAUCACCCUAAAGGAGCCCCUCAUGUCCACACGUGGCGUCCUCGACGCCAUCGCCCACGUCAUCUCUCACCACCACACCACCUCCUCUCCCCCUGCGGUUCAGUCCGCCGCCGCCACCAUCCACAGCCUCCUCUCCUCGGUCGACUCCUACCGCCCCGUUGUCGGCUCCAAGCGCGAGAUUGUCUACUCCCUCAUCGACAUCCUCCGCUGCCACCUCUCGUCACCUCCCCGCACUAUCAAGGAUUCGUUAAAGGCGUUAUUCGCCAUCGCGCUUCAUCCGAUUAACAGAUCUACGAUGAUUAACCUUGGUGCGGUUCCCGCGCUUUUUUCGCUGGUGUUGAAGGACGGUAGGGUUGGGAUUGUGGAGGACGCGACGGCGGUGAUCGCGCAGGUCGCGGGAUGCGAGGACGCCGUGGAUGCCUUUCGCAAGGCCUCCGGUGGUGUCGGCGUCCUUGCCGACCUCCUCGACCUCGCCACCGCCGCCAGCAUGCGCACCAAGGAGAACGCCGUCUCAGCGCUGCUCAAUUUGGUGCGGUGCGGGGGUGACAAGGUCGCCGCCGACGUGCGCGACGUCGUGGCCUUUGGAGCGCUGGAUGGAAUUGCGGAUGUGAGGGAUGGGGGUAGUGUAAAGGGGAAGAACAAGGCUGCUGAAUUGAUGAAGGUUUUGCUCGGUCAAAACAAUGGCGAUGUUGUUGUGUUUAACAGUGAUACUUGUUCUUCGUUUGGUUCCACCAGGAAUCAUGAUUCGGAAUGAAUUUGAUUCGUGUUUGGUUGGAAUUUUAUGAUUCUUUUUGUUCUUUGUAGACUGGAAAUAGAUUCUAUACAUUGACACAUUCGUUCAGGCAUUCAUGAAUUGGAACGGUUGAAUGAAAGAUAAGAUGGUUCACAUUUUGGAUACAUAUGUUAAGUUUGUUACAUUUAGGAUGAAAACCUAGAUGCAGCUUCUUAUGCGCUUUUGGCGAUGUUUUCCAAUCAGAAUUAGAGGUUUACCUUGGUAAUUUAUGUUGCUGACAUUUAUUUCGAAUCUAUAUAUAUAUUAUGCUAAUUACUGAGGUGAAUCUCCAAUUCUGACGGGAGAAUAACGCUGAUGCCACUGAAGAUUUGUAUAUUCAUUCAAUUGUUCUGAAUAGCUGAAUGUUUGAAUUCUGGAGUUUCCUGGUUGUAGGGAAUUCUGGUCGAUUUAGGUUUAGAUAAGCGGAUUUGGUGUACAAAUUAGGUGAUAAUUUUUGUUGUUUUGAUGAUAUUCUAUUGAUUAUUGUGUUAUGAUAUGAACAAUAUCAUGAUGUGUUGUACAUUCUUACAGUGUUGAUUACCUACCUAGUAACAGCUUGCAGUUUAUUUUA